AUGGAACAAUCUAACUUAAUCGAGUCCAAAUCCUCUAAAAGGAGGUCCAGAAUAUUUACCAGCGAUGGCCACAAGAGAGCGGCUUUGAAAGGAUAUUUUGGCAGCGGAAAGGAAACGGGCCAAAAUAAGUCCGAUGUCUACGUGUUCUCCUCCUUGGAGGACAUGAAAUUAUUGACACCACCAUCAUCAAUGCGCGAAAAGAAUAGUGCUAGUGCAAAAAUUGGAAAGGUUAAAAAGCCUAAGCAAUUAUCCCCUAGCAAAUGGGGAUCUGAUAACUUGGCCAUGAUCAACCCUUAUGCUACACCAUUAUCACCAAAUGAGAAACAAAAGGAACAAAAGGAACCAAAGGAACCAAAGGAACAAGAGAAACAGUCAACCAGGGAUAAGAUCAGGAACAGGUUGUCUUUGUGUUCUAGAAAAAGUGAAAUCUUCGAUCUAGACGAACCUGAAGAAUCGCCUUUCUUCGAACUGCCCAUCGGCUCCCAGGCUGAGCAAAUGGAGCAUCAAAUGGAGGAGGAGCAUCACCCGAUUCCAAUUGAACAUAGGUUUGGUAGAGGUUGGUUGAAAAGGUCGCUAUCGAGUGCCAGCAAUAAAGUUGUCGACACUUUUAAGCGUAUUUCAAGAAGUGAGGAUGGAAAUGAUAUCUCUAUCCUUUAUGCAACCACAUAUGAUAACGGUAAUGACGAAUUACAACCAAAAGAGAAAGAACAACUGUGCAUUGAAGACACGGAAGAAUCCUUCCAUUUUAACACGAAGAAAGCACCUGCUGCCGCCGACACUUCAAAUCACUUGAAUCAAGAUUUCAUUGAUUUUGAAAAUCUGUACUAUUAUGGCCAACCUGAUGGAACAGACUCAACUACAAUGGCUCUUGAUUUGACUGAAGAACUUGGUUCAGGACCAAGUGGGUAUGCCAAUGCUAAUGCCAACGCCAAUGCUAAUGCGAAUGCGAACGCGAAUAUGAAUUUGAAUUUGAAUGUGAAUGUGAACAAUGAUGAGUUAGCAACUCGUAAGCCAAUUAUUGACCAAUCCACCUAUGCAAUUAACGAGAACCAGGUUUCCCAGGCAACUGUCAAACCCGAUUCUCACUUCUUUAUUGAGAAUGGUAAGGAAGAUAACUGUGCUAAUUAUGCUGAUUCAUCAUUGUCUCCGUCAUCUGCUUCUUCCAGUUUUAUCGAUUAUCCAAGCAGUACACAGAAAAAUAAUGGGGGAUUUGAAGUGGCUGACGAAAAAUCGACCAGUUUGAAGGACGUUUCCAAGGGUUUUGAAAGCCAUGAACCGGCAGUUGAGAUUUUUGAGAAACCGAUUUUGCAAAAGAAGGUUACUCUUCAACAAGUACCAAAAUCGAUUUUGAAGAAUUCUCCAACCAAGCCAACAUGUGAAACCAACAGAAAGACGAAGAAGUCAAAUUCAAAGUCAAAUUCAAAUUCAAAGGCAAAGGCAAAGGCAAAGGCAACUGCAGAAGCAAAUGCAAAAGCAAAUUCUAAUGCCAAAAUUGUUGACUCUGGUUUGAUUACCAAGUUCAAUUUACUUGACACAACAAAAACUGAACCAAAGGAUGAUAGUAUUAGCAAUGCAGAUCUAAAUAAUGUAUUCACUGAACUGGACAAUUUGGAAACUAAUAGUUCUGAAACGAGUGAAGGCAAAGGCAAAAGAAAAAGCAAGAAGCCGCUUGUUACCAAACAGCAAUCUUUGCUAGAAAAGUUCGCCGAGAGCAUUAUUUCUAGCAACAAGACUAUUUCUGACUAUUGCAGACUUUCUUAUAUGUUCAUGAAUGAGAAUCCCAGUUACUUUGACGAGUAUAAUGAUUAUCUUCAAACGAGAGGAGCCGAUGGAGUUCCUUAUGAAGUGAGAGGUCCUGGAUUUAUGGAAGAUCUACAAAAAAUGUUUUCAUCUGAUUUGUUGAAAUCUGACACUUUUGUGGUGACGAAACCAACAGUUACAGGUAAAGGCAGUGUGAAUUUUGCAUCAGCAGACGAAGAUGGGGUUGAAAUUCAAGAAAUUGAUGUCCAAGAACCACCUUCUACCACAAAGAAAUCUAAGAAUGCGGAGGCGCUCCUUGAUGGCACAAGAUCUGACGUAGUAAUUGAUAAUAACGCAGAAAUCUUCGAUGAUAGAGUCUCUAUUGCAGGUUCAACUUCAUGCUAUUCUGAAAUGUCCAAUAUGUCUAGCAGCAGCAGUGUUUACAGCUGCGGUGCCGUGGAAUUCCCUGAUAAGAGUACCAGGAACUUAGUGAAUGGGUUGCUUGAACUUUUGGGUGCACCAUUAGACGUUCGUGAUGGGAACGACUUAAAGGUUUCUUUAUUAAGUUUGCACGCUUACCUUUCUAAGGCCAUUACUUUCUUGUGGAAAGUCUCUAAGAUUGCAAUGGAUGAGACCAGGGUCUGUAAAAAUCAAUACAAGAUAUUGAGUGAGCAGGCGACUUUCUACGAGAUGGGUGUCGAUUUCAUGCAAUUAAGGAUCAAUUCCCUCGAAAGGACUCAAGAGAAAAGAAUUGAUGCCAUGCAGAAGGAAAUAAAUGAACUUCAGGGAAUGUUGGCUUAUUACAGAGCUUAUAGUGAAACCAGGUACACAUGGAUUGACUUAGACAUGAUGGCAACUAACAGCCUUGUGCGGGAUCUGAUUGAGCAACACAGAGAAGACGCUCAGAUUCAAAUCGAAGCGUUAAAAGCCGCCUUGGAUAGAAGCUUUGUGACAAUUCUGGAAUUGAAAGAAGAAAUACAUGGCACCUUAAAAGAGCUAGACCUUAAAGAAGAACGAUCGAGAGAAAAUGAACUUAAUAUGAAAGAGUAUCGUGCAAUGGCUAAGGAAUGCGAAAAAUUAAGGUCUCUUGGUGGCAUCUAUGAUGACCUUACGCAGUCAGUGUACACGAAACAAAUGCAAUAUCAAGAAGUAAAGGAUAAGUUAACCGUUGCUGAAGGACAAUUAAAAGUCAAAGAUGAACAACUUGCAUCUUUGAAAAGAUCCCAUGAACAGCAGUUGCAAGAAAUGUCCGAAUUGACUCCUGAUAACAGGCAAAGAACUUUAGGAUUUUGGGAUAGAUCAAAGUAUGAAGCCGCCUUGUUAGAAAAGGAUGAUAUUAUCCAACAGUUGAGGUAUGAAUUGUCAAAUAAAGAUGAAGUGAUCGACAACCUAGAAGCAGAGUUACACAACACUCAUAUUCGUUAUGACCAAUGUAAAUUCGAAAAAUACUGCAACAUUAAUGAGAAUAAGCUUUUGCACUGUUAUAUCGAUGACCAAAAAGUGGAAUUUGAGGAAAAGAUCGAUUCCAUGUCCUCCAAAUACAAGUCUGAAAUUGCGGAACUUUCAAGAAUGUUGGAACAAAGGACAAAAUACUUCAACAGGGAAAUUCAGAUCCACAAGGUGAAUUGCCAGAAGUCAGUGGAAGAAGCGUUAAAGGCUGCAUUGAAAUCCGAUAUUUCUCUGAGUGUUGUAUCUGGCCAAAAGAGGUUUGUUGCAUCUAGAGCAAUGUCGUACCUCAUGAACAAGAGGAGAAAUAUAAGGAAGUGCUUUGAAGCAUUAAACGUUGCAAACAUUCCAAUGAACGACAAGUAUCUAACAUGGGAAUCGAUUCCAAAAUGCGAAUCUUACAGAGUGAGAAAGCAGAAGGCGGAAGAUUUGUUGUCAAUCAAGAACCCACUACAUUUUGUUGCGAAUCCCGGGCCGCAGCAGGGUGAAGAGGGAGCUGAUGACUAUGCAACAUCUGAAGCAAUGAGCGGUCUCAUUCUGGAGCCUAGCACAGAUGGAAGAAGAGUGCCCAAUUUGGAUAACGUUACUGGCUUAUUAACCGACAAUGGUGAUGAUGACAAUGAUCAUAAUGCAUCUAGAAAGAAAUCAUCUGCCUUUGCUCCUUCUCCUUCAUCUCUCUUUAACGAACAAACUUUGACUGUUGGAAUGAGUGGCAAUGGCAAUGGCAAUGGCAAUGGUCUUUCAGCAGCAACUGCUUUUAAUGAUGAUAUUAAAAGUCUGAAUUCUGAUGUUGAGAGUAAGUUGAUUGAAGAUAUUCAAUACAUCAAUGAUAAAUUCAAACAGUUUAGUUCUCAAAUAUUUGAUGACGAAGACUUUGGUCUAGGGCAAGAACAAGAACAAGAACAAGAACAAGUGAGGCAAGAAGAGGACGGUAAUGGAUGUGAUGUUCGUAUUGAACCAAAGAAUAAUAAUUCUAGCAUUAGUUCAGCAUUACUGUUGGAUGAACCCGUUGGCGUUUACGGAAGAAGCUGUGGGGCUAGAUUUAUCAGGGACAAAAUGAGAAGUGGUACAUCUCUAAACGAUUCAGCAUUGGGACCAAAAAUUGUUGACUCUUUGAACGCUGGUUCUCGUUCUUCUCGUUCUUCUUCAUAUUCUGCUUCUUCACCUCGCCCCGAUUCUGAAACCAAAAGAUCUUCAGUCAAAUCCAAGGCUGGGUUUGCUCAGCUUGGAGAGAAUAUUACAGAAUUAUUUAGCACUGUUGCUUCGAGCUUUUCCAAGAAAUCUGUUCCUAUCGAUACGGAAGAUCAAGACGAAGAAGGAACAGACAGUGAAAGUGGAGAAGAAGUAGAGGGACAAGGACAAGGACAGGGACCAGAGAAUCAUGAAGAGGAUUACAAGGAAUUAAAACAAUACUUUGACUCUGUGAGGUACGGAUCAACUGGAGGUGCAAAAUCCUUAGAAGUUAGUCCGAUAACACCACUAACGACUGGAUGUCCUGCCACGUUCUCUACAAGGUUCAAUGACGAUAUGAAUACGGAUACAGGAGCGUUUGCCUCUGGGGUAGUUUCUUCAACUACUCCAUUAUCAAUAAAUAGCAGCACGGUACAGACACCUGCUUCGGAGAAGUCUGCUGGAUGGUUUGACUUUUCUAAAAAGAACUCAAGUUGGUGUUCAUUUAAGUUUGCCCAAGCCAGUAAACAAUCCAACGCUGCUUAA
Messenger RNA from Kluyveromyces marxianus DMKU3-1042, 4902 nucleotides. RefSeq lists its product as uncharacterized. The transcript has a single exon. The record is from RefSeq and is a predicted model, not a curated record. Lineage: Eukaryota; Fungi; Ascomycota; Saccharomycetes; Saccharomycetales; Saccharomycetaceae. Bases 1 to 4902 code for a protein of 1633 amino acids.